UCGGACCCCGAGCCGUCUGCGAGCUUCUGAUUGUCGCUCAGGGUUCUUUCAGAUCAGUGCAAGGGUCUUCGUCGCUGCCUGUGGAACUGGAAUUGGGCGAGGAGGAACAGGCACGGAAAGGAGAAAGGUCUGCGUGUCUGUUCUCAGCACUCGGCUAGCCUAGAAAAGGAGGACGAAGCUAUCCAGAAAUCCUGCAGGAUAGGAAAAGGAGGGGCCAUCUCAACAUGGAAAAACUCUGCAAUGAAAAUGAAGCAGUGCCUGAGAAGCAAGUAAAGAUGGAAAACCAAGAACAUACACAGGAUGCCAGAAAGCCAGAAAUAGCUCAUACUCUGGAAGACAAGGAGCAGUUAGAAAAUGAGAAAAAGAUAGAAAACAAGGGAAAGAUAGAAGAUAAGGAAAAGCCAGAGGAGGGAAAGCCAAAAGAAGAGGGAAAGGUAGAGAGCGAGGGAAAGCCAGCAAGCCAGGGUGAACCGAAAGAAGGAAAACCAGUGAGCGAGGGAAAGCCAAAAGAAGAAGGAAAACCAGCCAGCGAACCAAGGGCUGCAGGAAAGCGCCCAGCAGGGGAUGAUGUACCCAGGAAAGCCAAAAGGAAAACCAACAAGGGGCUGGCUCAGUACCUCAAGGAAUACAAGGAGGCCAUACAUGAUAUGCAAUUGAGCAAUGAGGAGAUGAUAAGAGAAUUUGAU
Messenger RNA from Hipposideros armiger (great roundleaf bat), 686 nucleotides. Its product is annotated as transcription elongation factor A protein-like 4. The record is from RefSeq and is a predicted model, not a curated record. The annotation marks the transcript as partial. NCBI's taxonomy places the organism in Eukaryota, Metazoa, Chordata, Mammalia, Chiroptera, Hipposideridae. The transcript has a single exon.